Symbiodinium natans is the source of this 1989-nucleotide messenger RNA. NCBI's taxonomy places the organism in Eukaryota, Dinophyceae, Suessiales, Symbiodiniaceae. The record is from the annotation of a GenBank genome assembly.
AUGCCGCGCGUUCUGCCUGCAAUCUCCCUGGCGCUUGUGGGGCUCGCCACCAUCAUCGACGAUGCCGAGCUUCCUGAGGACUUCUGCGAGCAGGAGCCGGAGGAAGACCUUUCGCUGCGGCAGCUGAGAGGCCGGAAGAUGAUGAAGCCUGAUGGCGUAGCUUCGACAGAGGACCAGGCCGGCUCCAAGUGGUCCUUCACGGAUCCAGACCCCGAGAUCCUGAUCUGGGAUACGUGGUUGGAGGACUCAGUAUAUGCUCCUGCUGGGCAACAAGUUGCUGUGGGUUGGCUGAAGACGCCACUGGUGCAUGACCCGGACAUGUCUCCCUAUGAGGCGGUUCCAUACGUUUGCUUGCGUGUGAAAGGCAUCCCAGCCAUGAACCAGCCUGCCAAGCAUGGGCUGCUCCUGGGCCACUGUGGCGGCCCAGGCAGCGACAACAACUGCCUAUUGAACGUUCCCAUGGAUAUCAAUGGCGAAGGGAGCGCCAGCACGCUGAGCGCCGACUUCGACGUCUGGUCCAUCAGCCAGCGAGGGGUGGGCUUGGGAGAAGAGGUGAAUGACACCCCCUCGUGCCCUUUCAAGUAUGCCUCCGGCGGGGACAUCCUGCCAUUUCCGGAAAUCAAAUGCAAUGAGAUUCUCACAAACCCGUACUUCAGCGAGGUGGAGGACAGGACGUUUGUCGAGCUGAUCAUGGGCGGCAACAACGACACAUCGGAGCGAAUCGUCAACCAGAGCAUGGAGUAUAUCGUGAAAAUCUUGCGGACGCCAGACAUGACACAGACUGAAUCUGGCAUCAUGGCCUACAACGAGACCCUGGUCCGAUGGUAUUACCGGCUGAUGAAGUUGGAGUUCAGCUACUGCUACGAAGCUGCACGAUUCAAGCUGCAGUCACCCAGCGGACGCGAAUACAAUGCGCUGCAAUUCGGCGGCACGAUGGACUUGGUCCAGGACAUCGACCAAUUCCGCCGCGCGGUGGGAGCACCAAAGCUGUCCAUCUAUGGCAUGUCCUACGGCACUUCCGUUGCUGGAGUCUAUGGGACUGUCUUCCCGGAGAGCACGCAGCACCUCAUUUUGGACGGCGUGGUGGACCCUUUUCCCGACGUUGAGCAAAGAGGUGACCUCUUUGCGAAGGGCAUCACAGCAACCUUCAAUGGCAUCGUCAAAGCAUGCGACCAGACCAUUGAGCUGAACGUAAGCAAGGACGAGAUCUGUCCUGCUGCGCCGCUGUCCGAAACGAAGGCGCUUCGAAUGAUUCAAGACAGAAGCCAGCCCUUGCGAGCCGCGCUCCUCUACUUACUUGCAAACCAGGCCCUCUUUCAAGAGGGCGGGGACGCGAAAAUCGAAGCUGUGGCUGCCUUGUUCUUGGCAUGUGUUGAGAAGUACUGGUCCGGAGUGGACUCGGACAACUGCCCGUCUUUGCUUGAGAGCCUUGUACAGACGGACGACGCGCCCAUCACGCUCUCCGAGGAUAUCUUUCACUUCGGAAUGCAGGCCAUGGUGAUGGGCACCGACACUGCUGGCAGGUUGAACGAGGAAGCCAUGAUCCAGUGGUGGAAGGAGUCCAUGGCGAAGCAACCCAUCGGCACCCCAUGGGCGUUAACCUGGGUGGUGGGCAUUAGCACGUGGCCUGCCGAUGCACGGCCUGUUCCACCUCUCGGCAAUGACCAGGUGCGUCCUGUGAUCAUUGGCAACCUGCAUGAUCCGAACACUGCGUACACGAGUGCUCAGCUAGCCCGCAGCGCCUUUCCCCGGGGUCAUCUCGUGACCUACCAAGGCUACGGCCACUGCCUCGACAAGUCGAACCUGGCUGGACUCGGUAAGGAACUCUACGACUCCUACAAGAAGGACGUGGCCAGCCACCAUCUCUCGACCUACUCAAACAAAAUGGCGCUUUAUGCUUGUACAUCGCGCAUCUUGAACUACAUCGCAACUGGGGAGCAGCCCCUGGAUGGGCACACCUGCCUUGCCCCUUGGGCCUUCAGACCCUGA